Bactrocera latifrons is the source of this 661-nucleotide messenger RNA. RefSeq lists its product as uncharacterized. Bases 24 to 587 code for a protein of 187 amino acids. The transcript is spliced from 4 exons. The record is from RefSeq and is a predicted model, not a curated record. Gene Ontology annotation, molecular function: oxygen binding; heme binding. Lineage: Eukaryota; Metazoa; Arthropoda; Insecta; Diptera; Tephritidae.
UUUGCAUGAAAAAAUACUAAAAUAUGGGUUCUUAUAUUGAAACAACGGAGAAUAAAACACCGCCCGUGUUUCCCAGAGCCUUGGAACCGUACGAAAUCAGACCCGUGGCUGAUGAGUUGGGGCUGACAAGUACAGAGAGAAAAUCGUUGCAGAAUGGUUGGACUAUAAUUAAACAAAAGCAACGCCGAGCAGCGCUUAAUAUCUAUGUGAAUUUCUUCGCCGAACAUGAGGAUCUUUAUGAAAUAUUUCGCUUUAACGGUGUAUUGGACAUUGAGUUCGCCAGUCAACAUCAAAAGGAUGUGCUCGCCGUUUUCCAAAUGAUCAUUGAGCAGUUGGAUAAUUCACGCUUCGUGAAGACUAUGAUGAAAGAGCUUGCGCUUAGACAUAGAGCUGCUUCUGUCAGCGGCACAAUGUGGCAGCUGUAUACAAAUGAAGUAAAACUUUACUUUCUGAAGACCCUGAAUGAUGCCCUUUCGCCAACAUUUGUUCACGCCCUAGAUACAUUAAUAAAUUAUAUCUGCGAUUUUAAUGAAUUCAAUGAGUCGAGAGAUGACCAGAGUCAACAGCAAGAACUUGACAAGGAAUGAUUGAUAAAUUCAAAUUUGUGAAGUAAACUCAUGUAUAUUUGUAUUUGCGUAAAUGUAUUUCUAAGACUUUUUAA